Molecule: messenger RNA, 441 nt
Organism: Limanda limanda (common dab)
Lineage: Eukaryota; Metazoa; Chordata; Actinopteri; Pleuronectiformes; Pleuronectidae
Gene: rln3a
Product: relaxin 3a
Exons: 2
Coding region: 1-441 (146 amino acids)
Cellular component (GO): extracellular region
Molecular function (GO): hormone activity
Source: RefSeq, a predicted model, not a curated record
AUGUGGAAAGCUGUGGCACUCGCUGUGUGUCUGCUGGUGGCUGGGGUUCAGCCCAAGGAGGACCCAGCAUAUGGGGUGAAGCUCUGUGGCCGUGAGUUCAUCCGGGCGGUCAUCUUCACUUGUGGGGGCUCCCGAUGGAAACGAUCACUCAGGAGCGCAGAUGACUCAGAGGACCCGUUUAGCUCCCGUCAGGAUGAGUCCUUCGAAGGCUUGAGUCCCAACUCGCUGGAGAGUAUUCUCCAAAGGAACAGAGAUCUUAGAGUCCCACCUAGAGACAGCCAGGACGGAGUGUUCAGCAGGCCGACCCGCUCUUUCAUCACUGAAGAGAUCCUGGAGGCCCUGCGCAAGGCUGACCGCAAGGGCCGCGAUGUGGUGGUGGGUCUGUCCAAUGCCUGCUGCAAGUGGGGCUGCAGCAAGAGUGAGAUCAGCUCCCUUUGCUGA